Molecule: messenger RNA, 2485 nt
Organism: Salvia miltiorrhiza (redroot sage)
Lineage: Eukaryota; Viridiplantae; Streptophyta; Magnoliopsida; Lamiales; Lamiaceae
Product: pentatricopeptide repeat-containing protein At5g27110
Exons: 1
Coding region: 160-2295 (711 amino acids)
Biological process (GO): RNA modification
Molecular function (GO): RNA binding; protein binding
Source: RefSeq, a predicted model, not a curated record
CGUACACACAAAAUAAGUUAAACUAUUUAUUUGCAUAAGGGUCCCUAGAAUAUAUAUUAUUUCCACUAGCAUCCCCAACUACCAAGACUGCUGUUUUUCUUUUUUGUUUUUCCGAAAAGGAACAACAAAGGCUUAAAUCUUUCCAUUUAGUUUUCUUACAUGGACAACAUCGCCACAAGAUUAAUACAUCUCGCCAACUCCUUAAGCCAUGCGAAGUCGUUGAAGCAAAUCAAAGCUCUUCAUCAAAAAGCCAUCAUUUUCGGCUUACAGAGCAACACACCCUUGUGCAAAAAAAUCAUCAAUCUAUACAUCACGCGCGGCGCAUAUCGAUCCGCAAAUUCAGUUUUCCGGAGCAUCGAAAAUCCGUUAGACAUCACGUUAUGGAAUGGUUUGAUGUCGGCAUACGCAAAGAACUCCAUGUUUUCCGACGCUCUGUCUUUGUUUGAGACUUUGCUCAGCUUCCCUCAUUUGAAGCCCAAUGAAUACACUUACCCUAGUUUGUUGAAGGCUUGUGGCGGACUGAGAAGAGUAGAUUACGGAGAAAAGAUUCAUACGCAUUUGAUGAAAACGGGGUUUUUGUCGGAUGUCGUGAUCGCUAGCUCUUUGAUGAGUGGCUACGCGAAAUGUGGCGUUUUUGCUUGUGCACUGAAACUGUUCGACGAAAUGCCUGACAGAGAUUUGGCUUGCUGGAAUAAUGUGAUUUCUUGUUAUUACCAGAGUGGGCAGUGGGAGAAGGCGUUGGAGUAUUUUGAGAGGAUGAGGAGCUCUGGAUUGAAGCCUGAUUCCGUGUCGUUUACAACUGCGAUUUCUUCGUGUGGGAGGAUGCUGGAUUCGGAGAGAGGAGCGCGGAUUCAUGAACAAGUGUCGAGCAGCGGGCUUGCCAUGGAUGAUUAUGUUUCUGCAGCUCUUGUUGACAUGUAUGGGAAAUGUGGCUGCACGGAGAGGGCUAGGGCGGUUUUUGAGGAGAUCAAGAUCAAGAGCUUAGUUUCUUGGAAUGCAGUGAUUGGGAGUUGCAGUCGGAUUGGGGAUAGUUUGUCAGGGAUUAAGCUCUUGGUUAGGAUGAUAGAGGGAAAAAUAAGACCUAAUUCAACAACCAUGAGCAGCUUGUUAGUGGCUUGUGCCAAAUCGGCACGAUUGCAACACGGGAGAUUCUUACAUGGCUACAUUGUUAGAAACAAUGUGUGUAGUGAUGUCUAUGUGGAGAGCUCACUAGUUGACUUCUACUUCAAAUGUGGGAGAAUUGCAUUCGCUGAGAAUGUGUUUAGAGUGAUGCCAAAGUCGAGUAUUGUCUCUUGGAACGUCAUGAUCUCUGGCUACGUAUCUGCAGGUUGCUACUUAGAAGCGCUAGGCGUGUAUGAUGACAUGAGGGCAGCCGGUGUGAGGCCUGAUGCAAUCACCCUCACUAGCGCAGUGACAGCUUGUGCACAGUCAGCUGCCUUGGAGAGGGGCAGAGAGUUGCACGAGUUCAUCAAUGAGAGGCGGCUGAACUCCAACGAGGUGCUGAUGGGAGCCCUUUUGGAUAUGUAUGCCAAGUGUGGUGCUGUAGCCGAAGCUGCAGCUGUGUUUAACCAGCUCCCAAGAAGGGAUUUAGUUUCAUGGACUUCAAUGAUCGCGGCCUAUGGCUCCCAUGGUCAAGCACCCGAAGCUUUGAAGCUCUUAGAUGAAAUGCUGCAAGCCCGUGUAAGGCCUGAUAGAGUCACGUUCCUGGCAGUGAUCUCGGCUUGCAGCCACGGAGGAUUGGUUGAUGAGGGCCGGAGAUUCUUCAAGUCAAUGGCACAUGACUAUGGAAUCAGACCUACAACAGCAGAGUACUCGUGUCUGAUAGAUCUCUUGGGCCGUGCUGGGAGAUUGCACGAGGCUUAUGAGAUGCUCCAGCAGAACUCUUACGUUAGAGAGGAUGUGGACAUGUUGAGCACACUGUUUGCUGCUUGCCAUCUGCACGGGGAGGUCGAGUUGGGGGGGAGAGUUGCUGAUCUCCUUAUUGAGAAGGAUCCGAACGAUCCUUCAACUUACGUGGUGCUUGAAAAGAUGUACGCGGCUGACAACAAGUGGGAUGAAGCGCGCAAGAUUAGAUUCAAGAUGAAGGAGCUAGGGUUGAAGAAAAGGCCCGGGUGCAGCUGGAUUGAAGUAGAUAAGAAAAUGCAAUCAUUUUUAGCAGAGGAUAAGAGAUUCUUAGAGGCGGAACCUGUUUAUGACUGUUUAUCAUUAUUGUAUAGGCAUAUGGAGAAGAAUGAGAUGGAAGCACCACAUUCAUCUCCAUCUCAAACUCGGACUUUAACAAAUUCAGAUGUCUGAUGAUGAGAAUUUAGCACAAAAAUAUGGUGCUUCUUGUCGGAAUGAUGACUGUGUCGAACCGUGAGUUAUACACGAGUCUUCAAGAAGAUGUGUGUUUGUUUCUAUGGAUGAAACAGAGCAGCUGAGAUCAUGUUUGGAAUUUCUCAAGAUUGCUUAAGAUCAGCAAUACUUUUUUGGAGUUCUUGAUUUA